UGUACGGAAUGCAAUCAAAUUUUCUCGAGGGAGUCGGGGAAUUUAUUGAAUUUGCACUUGAACAUCCGGCUUAUAUGAGUGGUGAUAAAAUAAGAUGUCCAUGUUCAAAGUGUAAAAAUCUCAAAUUUAAAGACCCACACGAAGUUGGGUAUGAUUUGUACGCGGUCGGUUUUGUUCCCAAUUAUUAUAAUUAGACUUCUCACGGCGAACCUUUGGAUCCAUCUGUUAUACCACAAACGGUAGGUUCGUCUCGUUACGUCCCUCCAGAGAUGAGUGCGUGGGGAGACCGUGCUGAAAUGAGGUGGGACCAACAAAUGGUAUAUGACGCAUACGGUGUACCGUCUCAAUUCAACCCCCCACAACCACCUAACGACCUCCCUGAAGCCUCAACCUCGUAUCAACCAGAUGCGGAUGAAAAUCCGACAUUUUAUCAACCUUAUGUGGAUGAAGGUUUGGCUGAGAGAUUUCAGGAUGUUCUAAAAGCUGUCGACCAACCUCUGUAUGCUGAUUGUGAGGGAUACUCUCAGCUAUCCGCUGUUACUGAGUUCAUGAACAUAAAAGCCGAAUACAGUCUCCCUGAAACUUGCAUGAAUAGAGUCUUGCAGUCAGUAGGAGGGAUGCUACCGCGAGAUCAUACCCUUCCCGAUUCAUAUUACCACAUGAAGCAGUUAAUGUUUAAGUUGGGGCUACCUUGUGUUGAAAUUGAUGCGUGCCCGGAAGGAUGUAUGUUGUUCUGGAAGGAGGAUGAGGCACUUGAGUUCUGCAAGUUCUGUGGUGGAGACAGAUACAAACUUGUUCGUCAAGGUAAAAAGAAACCACGACAUAGGUCUGCACUGUCUAAACUGUAUUACCUCCCAAUAGCUCCUCGACUGCAAAGGAUGUACGCUUCGACUGCUACUGCGAAACACAUGACAUGGCAUGUUGAGCACGAAACCAACGAGGGUAUGAUGGCUCACCUUUCGGACUGUGAAGCCUGGAGACACUUUGACCGCUGUCAUCCUCAGUUUGCUAUGGAGCCACGAAAUGUGCGGCUGGGAUUGUGCUCAGAUGGAUUUGCUCCUUUUGGCAGGUUUGGCAAGAACUAUUCAUGUUGGCCGGUCAUGUUAACACCUUACAAUCUCCCUCCCGACAUGUGCAUGAAAUGUCAUUUCAUCUUUUUGUCUUUAAUUUGUCCGGGUUCCAAGGAUCCUGGGCGAAAGAUAGACAUUUAUCUUCAACCCCUUAUUGAGGAGAUGAAAGAAUUGUGGGCCGUUGGGACACCAACUUAUGAUGUUUCAUCAGAUAAAAUGUUUAUCAUGAAAGGUGCCAUCAUUUGGACCAUUAGCGACUUCCCUGCCUAUGGCAUGCUUUCGGGAUGGAGCACACACGGUCUGAUGGGAUGUCCGAUAUGCAUGGAGAAAUCAGGUGCCAACUGGCUCAGUUACAGCAAAAAAGGAAGUUACUUUGAUUGUCACCGCAAGUUUCUCCCGGAAAGGCACCGAUAUCGAAAGGACAAGAAGUCUUUCAUUAGAGGCAGAGCGGUACGAGAGAGCCCACCCCCGAGAUUGACCGGUGAAGAAAUUUAUAACCGGGUUCGACGUUUUCCUACGGCUAUGGAAGAGCCAAACCAAGAGCCAUAUGGGUAUUGUGAUACCCAUAAGUGGACAAAGAGGAGCAUAUUCUGGGAGUUGCCUUAUUGGAAAGACCUUCUCAUCCGUCACAAUUUAUAUGUCAUGCACACCGAGAAGAACGUCUUUGACAAUAUAUUUAACACGGUGAUGGAUUUGAAAGGCAAAACUAAAGACGGUCUUGCAGCUAGGAAAGAUAUGACUAUUUGGUGUGAUAGACCCGAACUUUCUGUUGAUCUAGAAUAUCAGGGCAAGGAAGUUCCAAAAGCAGUCUACCAGGUCACAGAACCACAAAAGGCAGCAAUAUUAAAAUGGCUUGCGUCUCAGAAGUUUCCAGAUGGCUACUGCUCCAACUUGUCUAGAUGCGUAGACAUGAACAAACUUACCACGACGACGAGCAUGAAAACUCACGAUGCUCAUGUAAUAAUGCAAAGACUUCUACCAAUUGCACUAAAAGAGAUGCUCCCUGAACACGUAUGGUCCUGCAUUACUGAAAUCAGUUUGUUGUUUCAAUCGAUAUGUUCCAGCGUUUUGGAUGCGGCAUCCCUCCGGAGACUACAAGAGUCUGUUCCCAUUCUGAUGUGUAAUCUGGAAAAAAUAAUGCCACCAUCGUUUUUCGAUACAAUGGAACAUCUCAUAAUACAUCUUCCGUAUGAGUCUUUGACUGCUGGGCCCGUCUUCUAUCGGUGGAUGUACAGAUUUGAAAGGUUAGUCACAAUUUCAUUUAAAAAAAGAAUAUUUAUUUCACAAUAACUAUUAACAUGUGUAUUAUUGCAUUAUUGCAGAUUUCUAGGAGAGCUGAAAAAGAAAGUGACCAACAAGGCACACGUUGAGGCUUCAAUUUGUCAAGCGUAUCUUCAACAAGAAAUCUCAACGUUCUCGUCUUUUUACUUCGAGCGUGACGUCAUCACCAGAAGGAAGAGACCUGCCCGGAACGAUGACAUUGGCGAGGAUUUAUAUGAAAAUGUAGUUUCCAUCUUCAAUUACCCAGGCAGAGGUAAAGGUGCUGCGACACAACGAUACAUCCUGGGUGGGGAAUUGCAAAUUGCGCAUACUUAUAUCCUCAUGAAUUGUCCAGAAAUCUCACCGUUUUAUCAAUCAAUAGUCGUGGGAUUGUCGACCCUUUGUUAGUAUCAUUAGCGUGGGGCCCUGGUGCCAGUGCCAAAGUGUGGCGGCAAUAUGUGAUAAACGGUUACACAUAUCACACAGCCGAUUACGGACAUGGUCGACCAACAACGAACAACGGGUUAUGUGUCCCGACCAUCGGUUAUGAUAACUCGGAAACCAAUUUUUUUGGUGUUCUGCAGGAGAUUCUGGAACUUGAUAUGCCUUCUGGUGCGCAAAAGAUGACAUGCGUUCUGUUCCGCUGCACAUGGGUCGAUCCCACACGUGGCGUGCGCAAAAAUCCGAAGUAUAAUAUGAUUGACGUCAACCACUCUCGUGUGUACCCAAAAAAUGAGCCUUUCAUACUCGCCCAACAAGCAGCGCAGAUUUAUUAUGCAGAAUAUCCUUCAACAAGGCGGAGCCUGAAUCCUUGGGUGUGUGCAUGUCCUGUCCGUCCGAACAAAAUUAAAUCACAAACUCAACACAAGGACGUUGAUCUAGAUGCUUUUCAGCAACAAUUGUUCCAACCUCCGCCUAUUGUUGAGACAAUCAACUAUAACGUCCAAUUAAGUGAUCCCAAUGGCGGACGUGUUGAAGUCAUGCCCGAAACGCACCUUCCGGACCUAACCAUUCCAUCUGAGCGCGAAAUUGAGGAAAUGUAUGUAGCACAACAAAACGCUCAAUAUCAGGAAGAAGGUGAAUGGAUAGACGGUUCAGAUACUGAAGAAGAAACUGUAUAUGUAGAAAAUGACGAUUCUGACAGCGAGUAAUUGUGCUGUUGUAACUUCAAUUUUGUGAUAUAAUUUCUCCAAGCAGAUGUGAUAAUUUCCUUCAUCAAUAUUGUUUGUAAAAUAAUUACUCCUUAAUCUGUUCUAUAC
This is a messenger RNA of Cuscuta epithymum, 3589 nucleotides long. Lineage: Eukaryota; Viridiplantae; Streptophyta; Magnoliopsida; Solanales; Convolvulaceae. The record is from the annotation of a GenBank genome assembly.